AUGGAACGAAUGGCCAAUCCAAACCCACCCGAAAACACUAUCGUUGUAGAGAAGGAAAACAACAUCACACUGAUCGGUAUCAAUCGUCCAAAGGUACGGAAUGCAAUCGAUUCGCUGACUGGCCGAAAGCUGUCGGCUGCAAUCGCUGACUUCGAAACCGAUCCAAAGGCGGAUGUAGGCGUGCUGCAUGGUAUCGGUGGAAGUUUCUGUUCCGGGUACGAUCUUGGCGAACUUGCUGGCGAACAGGACCCCCAGCAGGUACAAUCCAUCGUCCACAAUCCGGAAGGUGUGAUGGGUCCCACGAGACGAAUGAUACGCAAACCGCUCGUUUGUGCCAUCUCCGGGUACUGUGUGGCCGGUGGGCUAGAACUUGCGCUGAUGUGCGAUUUGCGCGUAAUGGAAGAAAAUGCCGUGCUUGGGUUCUUUAAUCGACGUUUCGGAGUACCGCUGAUUGACGGUGGUACGGUCCGGCUGCCAGCAUUGAUUGGGCUUUCGCGAGCACUAGAUUUGAUCCUAACCGGUAGGACGGUUUCUGCCAAGGAAGCACUUGAAAUCGGACUCGUCAAUCGUGUAGUAGCCGUUGGGGCAGGACUCGGACAGGCUUACAAUCUAGCGAUGAGCAUCGCCAAAUACCCGCAGCUGUGCAUCCGUCACGAUCGGGACGCAGCUUACUAUGGUGCCUUUUCGGCGGAAUCAUUCGAGCAAGCGCUGGAACGUGAGGCAACGGACGUUUCCGUUGAGCUGCUGCAAGAAGCGAAGGCCGGGGCGGACAAAUUUCGGCAGGGGAUCGGACGUGGUGGAAGCUUCAGUGGGAUUAAGGAGCGUAAGCUGGCCGACUGGGAACGAGCAGAGAUGAAGCAUGAAUCAAAGCUUUAA
This is a messenger RNA of Anopheles maculipalpis, 876 nucleotides long. RefSeq names its product short-chain-enoyl-CoA hydratase. The transcript is spliced from 2 exons. Bases 1 to 876 code for a protein of 291 amino acids. The record is from RefSeq and is a predicted model, not a curated record. Lineage: Eukaryota; Metazoa; Arthropoda; Insecta; Diptera; Culicidae.